Messenger RNA from Colletotrichum gloeosporioides, 1101 nucleotides. RefSeq lists its product as uncharacterized. The coding region runs from base 1 to 1101 and encodes 366 amino acids. The transcript has a single exon. NCBI's taxonomy places the organism in Eukaryota, Fungi, Ascomycota, Sordariomycetes, Glomerellales, Glomerellaceae. The record is from RefSeq and is a predicted model, not a curated record.
AUGGUUGCCAGCAGCCGCAUUGCCAUUUUGGCCUCCGCCUUCGCAGUCGGUGCUUCCGCCGCUGUCAUCAACCGCCGCCAGCAGCAAGAUAACGGCUGGCUGGCCACCGACUACCAGUGGGGAUGCUCUCCUGGAGGAUGCAGCUCUCAAUUCAACCUCUUGGGCUUCGAAGGUGUCCCGUCUGGAGCACCCGCCUUCGAUGUCGUCUGCAGCCCCAUCUACAUCCAGCAAGAUUGGAUCGCAUGCAAGAACCGCGACGGCAGCACCAUGGCUCCCGAAUCUGUGGUCUACGCCGUAUGGAAGGCCGGCCCCGACAACGACAAGCAGUACAUCAACAUUGCGCAUAUCUACUACCGCCAGGAGGACGGUCUCUACUACGACGCUGAGAGCGCAUCUGAGGGUUUCCUCCCCGAGAAGGGCGGCACUGAAUGGUUUUCCAUCGCCACUGUCAACCCAGCUUCAGAGAGCCAUCUUCCACCAGUCGUGAACUCAAACGCGCCGACGCAGACCGUGCAAGCGGAUACUGAGACUGGAAUUCCUGAUCUGGUCAAUGCUGAAGACCCGGUCGCCACAUCUACCGAUGGCACCGUGCCGGAUCCUGUCCCUGCUGCCGGAGAGGAUAUCCCUACCCCCGAUCCGACUGAGGACCCUGCCAACGAUCCUACACCCACCGACGAGUCUACUCCUGCGGCCGACCCUACUGCCACUGAGGCUUUUACCCCUGCGGUUGACCCCCCUACACCUACUGAUGACGGAACACCCGCGGCCGACCCUACUCCCACCGACGAGUCAACUCCCGCAGCCGACCCGACCCCAACUGAUGAAUCAACACCCACCGGAGACUCGACUCCGGCUGAGGAUCCCGCUCCUGCCGCCGAUCCUACUCCAGAGUCUACUCCCGAGUCUCCUCCCUCUGAGGACCCCACACCUGCCGAAGACCCCGUUCCUUCUGGCGAUGCCCCUUCGAACACAGUGACCUCUGACAUGCCCGAUGGCUUGGUCCUGUCUCAACCUCUGCAGUCCGACGUGGUUCUUUCCCAGCCUCUCCUGAACCCCGUACCUGGUACUGGCACUAUCCCUGCGGGAGGCGAUGGAGCUUAG